CAUCAGGGUGGUGGUGGUGGGCCCGGAGUCCAAUGGGCUCCGAGGAUGGUUCAGUGGGUCGACAUGUGGAUGACCGCACUAGACGAGGUGGUGCAGGAGGCCCGUGCACACGACGACGACGCUUUCAUAGCGUACCUUCGGUGGUUCUUACCGAGGACCAGGACGCAGGUCACGUAUGUUCUGAGGGAACCACCGAUGGAGAUCGCGUCAGUCACGCAGACGUACCUGCGUUCGAGAGAUGUCAACUUCGACUACGUGUAUGACGUUAUUGCUGAGGUAGCCACAGAGCUGACGUAUGGCAUCGACCACUACGACGACAUGACUGCUCAUCAGCACCACAUGCUGUACAGGAGGGCUCGGGACGCCUGCAGUAGGUUCAUGAGGGCCGUAAGCUGCUGUGGCGGUCACGGGGAUGUCGUAUUUCCACCACGGGCGUCCUACCCCCGUUCGUCCUCUCCAGCUCCUACUCAGCAGGUUGGUACGUCCUCUCAACCGCCUGUUCGUCCGCCACCGGCCGGGACGUCAUACGCCGCACCAGCACCACCACCGUCUUGGUAUGUCACACCUGGUCCGUCCACCGUUCUGCAGACCGUGGAUGGGUUUCGGAGGACUCCAUCGACGAGGGACAGAGGUCCAGUGCCCACGCUUGGAUUGAUGACCUUUUCCAAGUCGAGCCUGACGUGAUCGGUCGCUCCUAGUUGCCUGACGCCCUGAGGGUCCUCCACCAGGCGCAACCCAGUACUUCGUGACACCACCUACGGCGGCACCA
Messenger RNA from Setaria italica (foxtail millet), 769 nucleotides. RefSeq lists its product as uncharacterized. NCBI's taxonomy places the organism in Eukaryota, Viridiplantae, Streptophyta, Magnoliopsida, Poales, Poaceae. Bases 46 to 684 code for a protein of 212 amino acids. The transcript has 2 exons. The record is from RefSeq and is a predicted model, not a curated record.